Sordaria macrospora k-hell is the source of this 1251-nucleotide messenger RNA. NCBI's taxonomy places the organism in Eukaryota, Fungi, Ascomycota, Sordariomycetes, Sordariales, Sordariaceae. The record is from RefSeq and is a predicted model, not a curated record.
AUGACCGGCUUACACGCAACUAUACCAAAUUUUGGCGCUAUAAGAAGCACGCUGGUCGAGGAAGCGGCCCGAGGAAACUAUGAAGACAUCUUUCAGAUGUUGAUAAACGGAUCAGACAACAUGCUUGCGGACUUGGCCCACUUGCCCGCUGCUGAGGGUUACCUUCAAGUUUUGCAUCCUGAUUCUCCUCUUUCCUGGGCGGCUCGGAAUGGAAAUUUGGCCAUUGCCAAGUUGCUUUGUGAGAGAGGGCUUGUUUAUCACCAUAACGAUUAUUCAAAUGCUCUUUGCUUCGCUGCCCAUGGAGGCCAUAUGACUAUGGUCAAGUUCCUCAUCGAUAAAGGAGCUACACCUUAUGAUAUGACUUUUCACGCAGCGGUAUCGGAUCGUUGUGAGGAUAUCUUUCGAUUUCUUUUGGACAAAUAUCGUUCUGAAAUAGUCGAAUCUGAGAUUGUCUUUAUGUUGUGGAAGACUGCCUUGUUCUGCGGUCAGUAUAACGCCAUGAGAAUCUUGCUCGAUGCCUUUAUUGAGCGCUUAAGCGAGGAAUCGAAAAGACAAAUGUUGCUGGAACUCUCGGGGCAAAGGCCGAGUUACCAUGAUCCAAGCUGCUUCUGUGUUGCGCUAGCACUUAUCCAAGCAGGACCGGUCAACGCUGACUACCUAGAUUGGUCAUUGGUAUCAGCAUCUGGGCAUAGGGAUGUAAAGUUCUUGCAGCAGCUUUUCGAGGCCGGUGCGGACCUCGAAUGUAGUAGUCGAGAGCUGAACGGGUCGACACCUUUAUCCCAGGCCGUGGUCUUCGGUAGGAACGAUAUUGUUGGCUUUUUGCUCAGCCAGUGUGCCGAUCCGAACCGCGUUGGGUAUGAAGGGCGGCCACCUCUCCUACACGCCGUGGAACACGGUUACAAGAUGUGCAUGAAGGCUAACUCGCCGGAGUUGGAUGUACUACUCGAUUUGGGCGCCGAUAUAGACCUUGUCAACAACAAGGGCCAAACGCCGAUCCUGAUGACGGUCGAACGUUAUGGUAUGGAUGGUAUUCGGUACUUGGCCAGCAGAGGAGCCAACAUGCGCAGUAAGUCUCUGAUUAUCAUGGCUCUCACCUACAAAAAGCGCGCGGACCAGGCGAAAAUGCUCGAAAUAACGAAGCUGCUCCUGGAGUUGGGCGCGGAUGUUGACGCGCCAUUCGAUCGUCAAAGACCCUUGGAAGCCGGCCUACAUCUCGCAAUGUUUCCGGUGACGAAAGAGCUGGGCACCUAG